AUGGAUGAUCUCCCCAGGGAUAUCUUAGAAAAUAUACUUUCUGGAUUACCUUUUAAGGAAGCAUUACAUGCCAAACGAGUUUGCACAACUUGGAGAGCGAUCCUCCGCUAUAAAACUGCAAAGCCGGGUAUCUUUUUCGCUUUCUGUCAUGUUGAACAUCGCACAACUUGUAGAGAAGAGAUUUUCUAUGAAGAUGAGCAUAAUCAUUAUGAUAAUGCAAAGAUCAACCACUACUACUCUUACGACACACUUACGAAGAUAGAACACGGUAAGUUUAUUAAAGAAUCCUCCCCGAGAAACACCAUGGUUGGGUCUUGCAAUGGUUUGAUUUGUUUUGGCAAAAAAACUGAAGAUGCUCUGGGGGCAGUUCCUUUUAUAAUCUGUAACCCGUUAACUGGAGAAUCUGUCUUUCUUCCGGAGUAUAAUUACUAUGAGAUGCCUCUGGAUAUACCAAGACCAAGGCUUCCCUUUGGAUGUUUAGCAGGUGGGCUUGGUUAUUGUUCUUUGACUGAUAAAUACAAGGUCAUUAUGAUAUACUAUCAUGCAGAGGAACAAAAGGGACAUGUUCUGGUAUAUACUAUUGGUGGUGAGUGGAGAUACAUCGGAUUUAUGGAACGUUACAGAGGUUACGCAUUUGGUUAUUGUUCAGGCAUUUAUGCAAAUGGCGCACUUUACUGGUUGCAAACAAGUGAUAAUAUGUUAGAAGAUAGUGAGAUUGUAGCCUUUGAUAUGGAAAGUGAGAAGUUCCAUCACAUCUCCUUGCCACGUUCUUAA
Papaver somniferum (opium poppy) is the source of this 774-nucleotide messenger RNA. RefSeq names its product putative F-box protein At1g30920. The record is from RefSeq and is a predicted model, not a curated record. Gene Ontology annotation, molecular function: protein binding. The coding region runs from base 1 to 774 and encodes 257 amino acids. NCBI's taxonomy places the organism in Eukaryota, Viridiplantae, Streptophyta, Magnoliopsida, Ranunculales, Papaveraceae. The transcript has a single exon.